AUGCAUGGACACGUGCCGAUCCUGCACCAGAUUGCCAUUUAUUGGGCUCACACGAAAUCCAUGAAACCCAAGGGGAUUACGAAGCAACAGGAACAGCAGGCCAAGAUGGCCAUGAAAGCUGACUCCUCUCAAUGGUCAGCCUACUUGCAAGCCUCUGCGGAUGUAAUGCAAUCCAGCCUGGACCAAGUUUUGACCUCAGCUGCCACUGCUAGUAAUGACUUGACAGUAUGGCAUCAGGAUGUGAACCAUUGUUUUCAUGCUUUUUUUCCACCCAUGAGUGCCAUCACCACCAAACAGCCUUGGAAACAAACCAACGAUCUCAUUCUCAACAAAUUCGAUCUUGUACUGGAUCAGGUCAGACAUGCCAAUUUUUGUGAUGUGGUUCAAGCUGCAGAGGAAGCUGCACAGAAACAUGACAUGCACAAGAUGUUUAGUCUGAUCAACCGCCAUGCACCCAAAACUGCACGGCGCAGGAUCCAAUUCAGGAAUGCCGAUGGCCACAUUGCCAGUCCCUGUGAAGAGCUCAGGAUCAUUCAAGACUUUGUGCAAGACAUCUGGGGUGGCCCUGCUCAUAUCCCCGUCAAGUUUUCACAGGCUCCUGGCGUGCCCUUCACGCCUUCUGACCUUGAACGAGCCUUGAGCCGGAUUCCAUUGAAUCGCGCUGUAGCGCAUCCAUUUGCUCCUGGUAUUGCCUGGCGCUUCCAGAGCACUGUGAUUUUUGCAGAGUUGCACGCCAUUGUGUUGCCGUACAACAGCUUGUUGCUUCCCAAAGACCGACCCCACAUGCCAGGGCUGCAGGUCACAUGUGAUCAUGCAUAUCGCACUGGCCGCACCAAUGCACAGGUUUUCUCUAAAUAUCAGAUUCCCACACCGCUGCAGCAAUUGCGAGCUGCUUCCGAGCAACUUUUGCAGUCUGCUUGCUGCAUGAUGGGAGACUCCAUGACGACAGCGCAGGAUCUUCUGGCCCAACACCAAGUCUUGGAAACCUUCAAGGGCCUGGCGCCACUACUGGGUCAAGUGGCACUGCAGCCAAAUCCAAGAGAGUCAAAACGCUCCAAAACCCAACAUGUGCAGCCGAUGCAACAGGAUGCGCCGAUGAACCAGGAGCAGCGCAAGACCAACCAGCUCCCUCUGACCACCCUGCGCCAGCAUCUGACCCAGAGCCUCUUCACAGACCUGCUGACCAGAGUGACCAAGCUGUCGGAGACCAAACCCGAGGAUCAGCUCUUCCAGGUGUCAAUUCAGACCAAUCUGAUCGACGAGAAGGGCAAUUGGGCGUACCUGGACUGGGAUCACACAGCCCAGAGCUUGGUGAAGAGCAGCAAGAAGCCCAUCAGCAUGACACAGAUGUUGCAGUUUUGCCAGGAACCGGUGGAAGUAUUUCGCAGCCCGGAUCUGGUAGUGUGCUUCCAGUCCCUUCAGAGCAGUGCGAACACCACGGUCAGUCCAUGGCGCCUCCAACUGAACCCCCGUGCAGACCGGGAAUGGGAAUUGAUGGAGACACUGUGCCGCAGCAGCGUAUGGACGCUGAUUGGAACGAUGCUCAAACCGCACACCCAGCUCCAAAGCGGCCUAGCCAAUGCCAUCCAACAAUCCCUGGGACACAGACCCCCGAAGGGCAAAGGGAAAGGGAAGCUCAAGCAGAAGAACCAGAAUCAGGACCUGGCAUGGUUCGAUCGUAUCUUGCAAAACUGGGGUUCAUUCAGAGGCUUGCAGAGCGAAAGUCAGCAGGACUCCUCUGAAUUCACGGCUGCAGCACUCACAUGGCUGCAAGCCCCUGCAGUCAACAUGACUUGGGAGCGCCGCCUGGAAGAAAGUGGUGUGACUCAUGCACAUGAUCAUGGUGACACAUGGCUCAUUAGCUGUGCUGUUGCCAUCCUGAGUGCUCUUUGCAUUUUCAUCAUGUCUCAUCAUGCUACCUGGAAUGGGGGUGAGGGUUACUUCAGUACGUCAUGGACUGAAGUGGGAGCCAACUUUAAUGCCGAAGAUCUCCAUUGCCUCCUGGCGGCGAAAUCACAUGACAAUGCACUGCCAAGGGGCUACGGCCCAGUGGAUUGCAAUACGCCUUUACGGAAACUCACUGGUGUACAGAAGAGAAGCCUACAACGUGCAUAUGCAAGAGCUCAGAUUCAUGGCAGACGUAUUGGCCACCUGCGCAUUCAUUUUCACAAGAGGGCAUUUGACCUGAUUGGAUGUUACCAAUAUCCAGCAGCACGCAGUGUUGAUGGAGCUGCCAAAUCCGUGACCUUUUUCCCUGAUGCACCCUUUUUGUUGGCACAGGCCGCGGAGUUAGACAAGGAUGUCGCUCAGAUUGGAACUCUUCUUGACGUUCUCGAAGAGAUGGGCCUGAAGUUGUCGCUCGAGAAGACUCAUGUCCUGUUGGCUAUCAGCGGCACCAAUUGCAGAGUGAUCUUGCGGCAGCUUGUCAAAAAAGGUGAUUCUCGAUCACACUACAACUGCUGGACGCCUGAUGACACUGAACAGGCAGUUCACAUGAGCAACCGGGAGAAGCGACGCUGCGAUGUGAUGUCUGCGGACUACAAUGCCAGGUUUGACCCGUUACGGCAACCAACAGAUGCACCCAUUUCUCACACUUGGCAGGAGAUGGUUCAACAGGGAGCCUUGGAUGAGCUACGCAAGGCACCAAUGCAAUCCAUCUUCAGCACCAGUGCCCUGUUUUACAUCAGAUUUGCUUUUUGCUCACGUGCACACAUGGAGUUGGAACCGCAGCUCACUCAGGAGGAUUCAGAGAUGCUGGAGGCCUUCAAACAUCUCGGUCCUCUCCUGAUGUCACGAUACGAGCGGCCAGACGACGCUCGCGAGCAGAAGAAAAUGAAGAAGGAGCAGGGCCAACCAGAAAACAAGGGAGGAGACGCUUUGAAACUUCUGCAGGCAAUGGGGGCCCUGCUGAUUCGCGUGGAUGCCGAGCAACAGGUGCUCAAGCGACAAGAUUGCUGGAUUUGCUUCAUGCAAACCGAGCCCCAAGCCCUGCUGCCCUCUCUGAUCCAGAAAGCAACAGAAUGGCAUCAACAGAGGAAAACGGGCAACAUGACUCCGGACGAACAGCUCUUGCCGCUGCGCUGUCAUCUGACACAGCACCUGGCGGACUUCCUGAUGCACAGACUCCUCAAGUUGUCCCAAUGCAAGGAGAACGACCCAUUGAGGACCACAGCCAUCGCCCAUGGAGCACUGACACAGGAGGGGAGCUUUCCUUAUCAACGAUGGCAUCAGGCAACACAGCAGCUGAAGACCACAUCACAGGAGCCCAUCACGAUGGCACGCAUGCUCAAAUAUGGAGAACAACUCCAGGCCAUCAUGAAGGACCAGAGCGCCAUAGCCAAGUUUCAUUCUCUGAAGCCCCAGGCCGCCGAGACGGUUAUCCCUUGGCUGAUGCAGGUCUCAAUGAGGCACGACGAGCUGCAGACGCUCCUGACGAUUCUCCAUGGCAACACGGUUUGGAGCUUGGUGGGUAUGUCAGUGAAACCUCACUCACAGAGCCACAGCCGACCUGCCCAACACCUCAUGGAAUUGCUGGGCAAGGGUCAAGGGAAGAGCAGCAUUCUGUUGUCUUCAGACUCCGAUGCCAUUGAACUUGCCCAUUUCCCAUGCUUUCAAGAGGUUCUUAACACAUGGCAUGGUGCUGGUGGCCAGGGUGAUCCUGUUGAGUUCAUUGCACACAUGAUGCGUGCGUUUCAGUUUGAGGGGAUCAACUUGCGCUGGGAGAAACGUGUCCAAGUUGGCCAACUGAUCAACUGUCUUGAUGAAAGUGAUCGCUAUGCCCCGCUGAUCUUGCAAUUUGAUCCAGCUGUGCUUCAAGGUGAUAAAAUCACACUGCAACAGAUGCUGCGUGAUUGGUCCAACCAAGAUGGUAUGAUGCGUGCUCUCACAAAUGAUUCCUCAAUAAUUUGUGUGCAGAUUGACCGCAACGUGCGCUCAGGUGAUGGACGAAUUGCAAAGUGUGACAUCGCAGUGAACUUUCAUUGGGGUAUUCAACUUCCUUUCUUUCUUGCUGAUGACUUGCAGGUUGAUUGGCGGUACUACAAGGUGGUUGCUGCCUUGUCACACCUAGGCACAGAUGAAGCUGGCCAUUGCAGGGCCCUACUCAAGGUGCAGAUGCAGGCUACCAUAGCUCAACCAUAUAUGUUUCUUUUGACAGACGAUUGGGUCAAAUCCACACCGAUUUGGAGAGAACCAGACUGGUUCCAUCGCAAUACGACCUGUUUCUGGCUGUGCAAACAUGAACAUGUCUCCCUUUAUGAUCUGCAACCUGACCAGAUUCCACAGAUUUUGCGUCCUCCGGACCCACCGCAGCCGUGCCUGGGAGCAACUGACUUAUUGCAAAUGUUUGCUGCUGGAACCGAUGAAGCUGUAAUGGAUGGUUAA
Cladocopium goreaui is the source of this 4383-nucleotide messenger RNA. NCBI's taxonomy places the organism in Eukaryota, Dinophyceae, Suessiales, Symbiodiniaceae. The record is from the annotation of a GenBank genome assembly.